AUGUUGCACUCAUGGCAAUCACUUUGCAUUGCUAUUGCAACAAUACUGAUAAUUACUGGCCAUCACACCAACGCUGCGACCCUUGAUGACUGGCGAGGCCGUACCAUCUACCAGGUCUUGACUGAUCGAUUUGCCCGCACGAAGGACUCAAAUGCCGACUGCGAUGUGGUCCAUGGCAUGUAUUGCGGAGGCUCGUGGAAGGGCAUCGAACGCAAGCUGGACUACAUCCAAGGCAUGAACUUUGACGCGAUAUGGAUUUCCCCAAUCGUUGCGCAAUUACCUCAAACGACCGGCUGGGGCGAGGCAUACACCGGCUAUUGGGCGCAAGAUCUGUAUGCGCUGAACGAUAAUUUUGGCACCUCCGAUGACUUGAAAAGUCUUAUCAAGGCCAUGCACAACCGGGGCAUGUACUUGAUGCUCGACAUUGUCGUCAACCACAUGGGCUAUGCCGGAGAGCCGGAAGACGUUGACUACAGCGUUUUCGAUCCCUUCGACAACUCAAAGUACUUUCACAGCUACUGCGCAGUGAAUGCAGAUACCAAUCAGACCAACGUCGAGACAUGCUGGCUGGGAGACGACAUUGUGGCCCUCGCGGAUUUGCGCACCGAAGACAAAGAAGUUCAAAACCUGCUCGGCAAUUGGAUUCGCGGCCUUGUCAACGAGUAUUCAAUCGAUGGGCUUCGAAUUGACACGGCGGUCAACGUCGAGCCGAGUUUUUAUCCUGAAUUCGUCAAGGCCGCCGGUGUCUUCGCCACGGGAGAGACCAUGGACGGUGAUAACUCUUUUGUUUGCAAAUGGGCCGAUGCAAUUGGCAGUGUGCUCAACUACCCGAUCUACUAUCCUCUCACACGAGCUUUCUCGUCCACGCAAGGCAACAUCAAUGAUCUCACGAUGACUAUCAAUACCAAUGCCAUCAACUGUAACGACCCAACAGCAUUUGGCCUUUUUACCGAAAACCACGAUGUCGAGAGGUUCCCGUCCAUGAGCAAUGACACAGCACUCGCCAAGAACUUGCUGACCUUCAACAUCAUGGGCGAUGGAAUCCCAAUCAUCUAUCAAGGCCAGGAGCAACACAUGGCUGGCGUGACUUCCCCCUGGACCAACCGCUCACCCAUCUGGACAUCCGACUACGACGAAGAUGUCGAGCUCUACAAACAUCUCGCGACGCUGAUCAAACUCCGGAAGCACAUGGUUGCGAAGGAUGAAAAGUACACACGACAGACAUCCAGCGUCAUCUACCAAGAUUACCACUCCUUUGCGAUGCGAAAAGGAACGGACGAGCAUCAGGUCAUCACUCUCUUCACCAAUAACGGCGAAUCUUCCGGCAAAUACAAGCUCGAUAUUCGGCGCCAUGGAUACGAUGAGGAUACCCAAAUGACUGAAAUCUUGACCUGCAAGGACCUCAAAGUCGAUGACAAGGGCGCUCUUGUUGUUCCCAUGGACAAGGGUCUACCGAAAGUCAUCGUCCCAAAGAGAUUGCUCGAGGGCUCUGGACUUUGCGGAACAGAAGAGGCCACCCCGAUUCGAAAUCCGCCGCCGGCUGGCACAUCCGACUCGGAUCCCGAAGCUAGCGAAACCGGCUCUGCGAGUGAGCGCCGCAUCGAUCUUAUCUUUGUAAUCCUGGCUACGCUGCUCUCAAUCCUUCUGGUAUGAGUUCGGGAGAAUGCUCGCACGGUGUCGUACUGCAAGCAGUAACUGCAUGCUCGAGGUUGAGCACAGCUCUUGCUUAUGAGGCAGUUCGCGCCGCGGCGAGUUGCAAUCUGGACUAACACGACCAAUUUUGUAGGCAUAGAGACAGACAACAAUUGACUGAAAGAGAAUAGAGAACAAAUCAUACAAUUCAGACUUCGAAA
Zymoseptoria tritici IPO323 is the source of this 1853-nucleotide messenger RNA. RefSeq names its product putative alpha-amylase (gene MgAMY2). Gene Ontology annotation, biological process: carbohydrate catabolic process. Gene Ontology annotation, molecular function: calcium ion binding; alpha-amylase activity. The transcript has 2 exons. The record is from RefSeq and is a predicted model, not a curated record. The coding region runs from base 1 to 1653 and encodes 550 amino acids. NCBI's taxonomy places the organism in Eukaryota, Fungi, Ascomycota, Dothideomycetes, Mycosphaerellales, Mycosphaerellaceae.